AUGGCGUCUUCAUGUGUUCCUGGUCUUAAUCUUCCAUCGGGUUUUAAGUUUCUUCCAACCAACGAAGAACUAUUGGGAUAUUAUCUUCUGAACAAGGUCCGCGGCAAACCAUUCAAGUAUGACUCUAGGGUUAUGAAUGAGUUCAAUCUUUACAAGACGGAACCCUGGGAUCUUUGGACUAGGUUUGGCGGCCCAAGACUGAACCAGGGUGAAGACCUCUUUAUCUUUACCGAAUUGAAGAAGGUGAAUGAUAAUGGAUCAAACGUGUCUCGCACGGCAGGUUCUGGCACCUGGAAAGGUGACACUGCAGGGGCCAAAGUAUAUGAUUCAGAGGAUAAGAAGAAGAUCUUAGGAUCGUGGAAAAGGUUUCAUUACGUGCCGAAUGAACCAAAUGAGAAUGGUUCUUGGAUUAUGUUCGAGUACAAGCUUGAUGAUUCACUGAUCCCCAAAUCUUGUAUUGGUCGUGAUCUUGUGCUGUGCCGGAUUCGGAAAGACCGAAAGAGAAAGUUGAUUGAAGAUCAGAUGAAUGACACUCCUCAGUCCUCCCGUAGAAAGGUUCCAAGGGUAGACAAACAUGAUGUCAUGUUUACUCAUAGGAAACAUAUUAUGAAUGAUGAUACUAAUCUGCCGGCUUCUUUUACUCAAGGCUUAGGUAGUGAGGAUGAGGAGCAACAAUCACAACAACGACAACAACUUGAUUCUAACAAGAGCUUUGAGGAACAAGAAAUACAACAAGAAGAUCCGCAACCGAGAAGGCAACAUUAUUCUCAUUUUAAUGAGCGGCAGCAGCAGCUCCUCGUCAAUGAUCUGAUGAUCUCAAGUGAUCAAUACAUAUUUGGAGAAACUUAUGAUCCUAUGAAUAUUGUUCGACCUAACCCUAAUGCUGUCAUCAGUCAUCAGCCGAACAAUCUUGGCAUUCCUUCUUAUUUUCAUGAGCAGCAGCAGCAGCUCCUUAGUGAUGAUCUGAUGGUUUCUUGUCAUCUUGACAAAUUUCAGAGGGUAGACAAACAUGAAUCUUAUGUUAUGUACACUUGCGAGAAUCAGAUUUUGAAUGAUGAAGAUUAUAACCUCAUGGCUUCAUCUGUUACUCGAUGGUUAUCCAGUGAUGAGGAAAAGCAACAUCCACAACAACAACAAGAAGUCGAACCUAACAAUAUGUGUGCCGGACAGCACUCCUCGGUGAGCUUUGAGCGUGAGGAACAACAACUACAACAACAAGAUCAGCAACUGCUGCCCUCUACCUCUGAUUUUCAUGAGAAACAGCAACAGCUCCUCGGCAAUGAUCUGAUGGUUUGUAAUGAUCAUGACAUAUUUCGAAGGGCAGAAACAUACGAACCUAUGAAUGUUCAACCUAACCCAGAUACCCUCAUCAGUCAUCAGCCUAACCAUCUUAGCAUUCCCAUUGACAUAGAUGCAAUCCAAUUUGAUGAUUAUUGGACGCCGAAUGAAUUACUUUUGGUUGACACCAAUAAUGAUCCUUAUACCGCGGCACCUGAUUCAGUACUAGACACAUCAAAGCCGUUGCAGAUGCAAGAUUCUGCAGCUAACGAUAACAACGAGAUGAUGAGAAUUGAUGAGAGUCAUGAUCAGACUCAACUGGGUUUCCCUCAAGACUCAAACACGACGGAACUUUCUGACAGUGCUGCCCAUAAUGAAGCGCUCAACUUUAGCACCCUUGAUGACAAUGUGUUCAAUGCAAUUGAUCUUGACAACCUUUGGUAG
Molecule: messenger RNA, 1722 nt
Organism: Rosa chinensis
Lineage: Eukaryota; Viridiplantae; Streptophyta; Magnoliopsida; Rosales; Rosaceae
Product: NAC domain-containing protein 26-like
Exons: 1
Coding region: 1-1722 (573 amino acids)
Biological process (GO): regulation of DNA-templated transcription
Molecular function (GO): DNA binding
Source: RefSeq, a predicted model, not a curated record